CCCUAUUUACUCCCUCUCUCGAUCUCUUAAACUCUUCUCCUUCCUUCUAAUUGUCUAUAAACAUCAUCAUCAUCAGCUAGAAUGGUCAUGUUUCCAAUGGUGUUUCUCAAGCUUGCGAACUGGGUCUUGUACCAGCUUCUAGCCAACUCAUUUUACAGAGCUGCAAGGAAAAUGAGAAACUAUGAUUUCCUUUUAGAAAACCCAUCUCUUAAAUCAUCCCAUCAGCCUUCUUUAUUUCCCAGUGUGGCCAAAUGCGGUUUAGAUAAAAGGGGUUCUGACACAUUGGUCUGUGACAUUCAGGGAACCCUCCUGAGGUCCUCGCAAUCCUUUUUCCCUUAUUUCAUGUUGGUCGCUUUUGAAGGCGGUAGCAUUGUCAGAGCUUUUCUUCUGCUUUUGUCAUGGCCGAUUCUAUGGCUUGUGGACUACGAGCUCAAAUUAAGGGUGAUGAUAUUCAUAUCCUUCUGUGGGCUUCGGUUGAAGGACAUGGAAAGCGUUUCGAGGGCUGUUUUACCCAAGUUUUAUCUCGAGAAUCUCAACCAUGAGGCUUAUAAGGUUGUCGCUUCGACGGGAUCGAAGAUUGUCUUCACAAGUGUCCCCAGAGUGAUGGUCCAAGGAUUUUUGAAAGAGUAUUUGGGUGUUGCUGAUGUUGUGGGGUCUGAGUUGCAGACAAUUGGGCGCUUCUACACAGGUUUGCUAGAUGGGUCUGGUUUGCUUGUAAAGCACAGAGCCCUUAAAGACUACUUUGGAAAUGCAAAUCCUGAUAUUGGCCUUGGAACUGCAACCCUCCAUGACCAUCUCUUCAUCUCCCUUUGCAAGGAGGCUUAUGUGGUGCACAAGGAAGACGACAAGAACUCCCCAACCUCACAGAUGCCAAGGGAAAAGUACCCAAAGCCUCUGAUAUUUCAUGAUGGAAGGCUAGCCUUUUUCCCUACACCACUAGCAACUCUGUAUAUGUUCAUGUGGCUGCCACUAGGAAUAAUCCUAGCCAUAUUUAGAAUCUUCAUUGGCAACUAUCUUCCUUACAAGUUUGGCAUGGCAGUGGCGUUUUGGAGCGGUGUACAUCUCGAGCUGAAAGGACACAUUCCUCCAACCCCAGCAAAUCACAAAAAUGGAGUUCUUUAUGUUUGCUCCCACAGAACCCUCUUGGACCCAGUUUUCCUCAGCACUGCUUUGGCUAAGCCUUUGACUGCCGUGACUUACAGCCUAAGCAAAAUGUCAGAAGUCAUAGCACCCAUUAAAACAGUGAGAUUGACAAGAGACAGAAAACAAGACGGAGACACCAUGCAAAGAAUGCUUAGCGAAGGUGAUUUGGUGGUGUGCCCUGAAGGAACAACGUGUAGAGAGCCAUACUUGUUAAGGUUUAGCUCUUUGUUUGCUGAGUUGGCUGAUGAGAUUGUCCCUGUGGCCAUAAACACCCAUGUGAGCAUGUUUUACGGAACUACAGCCAGUGGACUCAAAUGCUUGGACCCAAUGUUCUUUUUGAUGAACCCUAAACCUAGCUAUUAUAUCCAUAUCCUUCCAAAGAUGCCGAGAGAGCUCACAUGUUCGGGGGGAAGAUCAAGCUUUGAGGUCGCUAAUUAUAUCCAAAAACAACUGGCUGAUGCUUUAGGGUUUGAGUGCACCACUCUUACAAGGAGGGACAAGUACAUGAUGCUUGCAGGGAAUGAAGGGGUGGUCCAUGAAAAUAAGAGCACGAAACCCUAGCUAAAUGAUCCACUACUGAGUUUCUUUUUCUUUUCUUUUUUUUCUUUUUUUCUUUUUGUUAUGAACCAUAUAUUUUCUUUAUUUAUUUUUUAUUUUUUGGCUGGAGAACCAUUUUUUUUUUUUUUUUUUUGUGAAUUAU
This is a messenger RNA of Alnus glutinosa, 1843 nucleotides long. Its product is annotated as glycerol-3-phosphate acyltransferase 1. Gene Ontology annotation, cellular component: membrane. The transcript has 2 exons. The coding region runs from base 82 to 1704 and encodes 540 amino acids. Gene Ontology annotation, molecular function: phosphatase activity; glycerol-3-phosphate 2-O-acyltransferase activity. Gene Ontology annotation, biological process: cutin biosynthetic process. NCBI's taxonomy places the organism in Eukaryota, Viridiplantae, Streptophyta, Magnoliopsida, Fagales, Betulaceae. The record is from RefSeq and is a predicted model, not a curated record.